This is a messenger RNA of Paramuricea clavata, 11484 nucleotides long. Lineage: Eukaryota; Metazoa; Cnidaria; Anthozoa; Malacalcyonacea; Plexauridae. The record is from the annotation of a GenBank genome assembly.
GUCGUUUAUAACAUUCACGCUGCUUAUAUAAUCUGGGACACAAGCGAAGAAAAUUUUGAUAUUUAACGGCAUAAAACAGAAGAUUCUCUUCGCCUAAACUUUUACGAAAGGUAAGCACUAUUUCACUAGAACGUCCGUUUCGAGAAGGCGCCAUUUUUUCGUACGCUUUUUUACAAUAAAGUACAAAUAUUUUCACUGUUUGUGCGGGCAUAAACGUGGCCGAGUCGAGCAAUACUAUCACUUUAGAUUCCGCUUCGUUUGAUAAAAACGUAGCGAUUAUUUUCAGGGCUUUUAACAGCGUUGAGUUCGUAGCGAAAAGCGAGUUUUAGUUGCGAAUUCUAGCUGUUUUGGAUGCGUCGAAACGCCGUUUCACAUCGGUUCUGCCAAGCUGUUUGAAAUUUGAACCGGGGAAAUGCGAAUAUAUAAAUUUCGCCAAACGUUGGCGCGCAUUUGCCAUGUGACUUUAAAGGAGUUCUGUUUUGUUCACGCUCUCAAUUUGAACAUUUUAAACAUGAUUUUAAGCAAGAGACUUUAAUAUAAAACGAAAUUCGUUUCGCCAAACGCCAGCUAAUACGAGACAAGCAUAAUUUUUAUGAAGGGCAUGUCUUGACUAUAUUUUCCGUUUGCCGGUUUUGCAUACAUUAGAAUAUCGUAGCAAACAAAAUUCUGUAUUUCGACGGAUAAAACGCUACGCUUUUGAAAGGAAUUGUAGCAUAAAGCGAACAGAAUGCUGAAAAAUAUUGAUAGCGCAUUGAAAAUUAUCUUCCUAAUAGCCUCGCGUCUUGAAUAACUUUCAACCUGAGCGAACGCAUAUGCAUUUCAAGCCGUAUUGAAUAUUCAAAAUGUUUGCUGCGUGUAUAUAUAGUUCAUUAUUGCCGAUUUAAAAUGAAGUCAAGAGGGCAUAUUUCUACUUUUAGGCAAACACUAAAACAGUAUUUCGCUUUAAACUAUGUUUUCAUCGAAGUAAAAGCGAGCUACAAGCGUUUAAAAUGGUUUCGAGUCGCUAACCCGAACGCUGUCGAAUUUUUUUGUUGGUAAUAUAUUCCGUCGACAUGCAAAUUUCAUUUUAAACAUUCUCUUUCGAUUCCUUUCAAGAAUGCUGGUAAACAAAACAUUUUAUGAAAUAACCAUGGAAUGAAUGUGGUACAAAGCCAAAGAGCGUUUGAAAGUUUUAUAUUUGGACGUUUUUCAAACUGCAAACGAAAAUUGGUUUCGAACGACACGACACGAAUAUUUGAAACGCUUCGGUUCGCUACGGUUUUAGCUCUUUGUUAUGAAAAUAUGAAGUGUUUAUUGUAAUAAAACGCUGCAUUGUUGACUUUCCCAAUGAUACCUUAACCACAGGAUUACGAUUUCCAAUAAUUUGCCUUUUUGAAAGUUUCCACUAGUCUAUUUACGAGACGUUUUUUGCUUACGCGGCAAAAUACCUUCAUCAUGCUCAGAUUAUUGGAAAUUUUUAGUAAAUUGUUGCGAAAUUAAACAGUAUAUUAAGUCUGUUUGCUGCGCGUUUUGGCAACGGUUUUGCUUCGUUCUCUUUAGAAAUUAACAAUGUGAAAACUUGUCCUAUUUUUCAGCUAUAAUGCCAGCCAUUUCCACUUGCAGAAUGAGAAAAUAUCUUCAUAAUUUUAUAGUCGCUUAAUUGGAGAUAUAAAAAAUGACAUUGAAAUUGAUUUUUGAUAGCUUCUACAUUUCACUAUUGAUCAGAAUUUCAGAUUACUUUUCGAGGGCGUAAAGGGAUUAUAUGGCUUUGCUAUUUUUUAACUGUUCGCGCGUAGGCAAACCUAUAGCGCGUAAAAUCGUCUGCAAAUUUCUCAUCUUACUGAAAGGGCGCUCAUGCAACUAAUUAAAAACAGUUUCUUGGUCAUCUAGCUAACAACGCGCUAUUUAUUUGAAUUUGUUUUUCUAGGAAUUCUAAAUGUCUCAUUCGUGUGCUGUGCACAACAAGACAGUCUCUCUAACCAUGUGAGUCUUGGUUUAAUUUUUGUGUGUUUAAAUGGUACCAUAAAUCAUUGGUUAUGAUAUAUAUUUAUUUCAAGCUCUUAUUUUUCAAUUCUUGAUUUCUGUAGGGAGAAAUCUGUCCAGUGUGAUAAUGUUGAUGAUGAUGUUAAUUUGGGUGAUACUGAAAAAGGUAAAAUAACGUUUUAGUUAGAAAUGUCACUAACAAGAGUGCUCUUUGGAAGGUGCUGUAAAAAUGUCCAUGUACUUCCCCAUAAUCUCAGUAGAUUUCACUAUUAUUAUGAGUACAUUUACCCCACUUCUUCCCCAGACAAUAAUAUUUUUGUCUGUGGGGGUGAGUGUUUGUCUUUUCUGGAACAAGGCUUGCUUCAUAAAGUCCACUUCAUAAGGGGGCUUGUUUCUUGGGGCCCGUUGGGGUCACAGGCCCCUAGAAUCCUGGUGGGAUGUGCUUAACUCCUGGUUAUCAGUAAAUGUUUGGAUGCUCCACAACCCCUCCCCCCAACUUGUUAGGCACACCACCAAAUAAAUAUUAUGAUCACAUUUAUUUAAAUAGUAUCAGUAUACACAGAUGUGGCCUAAUUGUGAGAGACGUCAUCAUCCAUUUGGUCUAUACAGCCACUGUGCUUUUGUAGUUAUGCUAUGAUUAAACAAGAACACUAUAUUGGGAGGGUGACGGGGGAACAAGUCCACCCCCCCCACUAAUUUCUAAUCCCCUUAUGGCCCUAACGACUUCCCAAUAUUGAUAAAAUGACAAUGAUAUUUCAUAGGUUCUAAAUAAGGCAAAUUUCAUUAUUGUAAGCAAAAAGAACUUAAGCCAAGAAUUAGUACUGCAAAUUUUGUUGGCAAUACAAACUAAGCAUUGCUUUUUGAGUGAGCAUUCUUUUAAUUUUUUUUUAUUUUUUCUAAAGAAAACCAGGAAAUACAUGUCAAUCUGACUGACAAUGUUAUGACCAACAUUGCAAUGAUGACCAAUAGCCAUGCCCCACUUCCUGCAACAACACCAAUUGAUGCAAGCAUUGCCACUGACAAACUCCAACCACUUGUAAAAGCCAUUUCUGAAGAAAAGCAUGUAUUUCAGCCAAAUAUCCUUGGUAAAAGAGUGAAAGAUGACAUCAAUUUGGAAAUUCUAAACUUUUAUUCCCUGAAAGAUAAUAACCUGAGCUUCUCACUCAACCCGAAACCUGCAAGCCUGGUGACGGUCAUGAAGUAUCAAGGAGGUGAAUUUGUUGAGGUAAAGAGCUCGUCAUCUUAUAACAGCUCUAUGUGUCUACGUGACAUGAAAAAAGCCAUUUCUGCAGCGUUGGACUCCUGUAUUACCCAAUCAAAUGCUGAGGAGGAUGUAGUGCCCAGCCCACCUCGGCCAAGUCCCAGACGAGAUGUGACGGCCGCCGAAAACAGUUCACAAGGAAAGAGCGUCAGCCCUAAAAGCACACCUCCCAAGAGGGUAGUUGAGGAUAAUACAGGGACAAGUGAGGACAUUACAAGUGUAUCUGAGGGUAGUAAGGGUCAAACUGAUUCUCCUAAGAAUAAUAUAGGAUCCAAAGGCACGCAUACAGGAUCGAAAGGUGCACAUACAGGAUCCAAGGGCACACAUACAGGAUCCAAAGCUACGCCUGAGGUUCCGAAGCUAUCAGAAAAGUCAAAGAAAACGCCAGAAAAAGCAAAACAAAAAACCACAGAAGUGCCAAAAGAGAAACCUCAACCCGCCAAAGAGAAAAUUGAGGAAAAGCCAGAAAAACCAGCACAAACCAGAGUGAAAAAGAUAAAGGUACCUGAUGAGGAAUCCAUUAAGUUUGCAAACAGACAGCGAGAAAUCCAGAAAAUGAAGAAGGAAUUGAAAGAAAGAUUGAAACGGGAAGGAAAAGACGGUAGGGAAGAUUUUUAGUAUUAACCAAUUCAGCUGCAAUACACCCUGAUGCACCCUACUUUACUAUUUUACUCUGUCUAAUGCCAGAGUAUUUUACUCUGUCUAACGCCAGACAAUUUGACUUGUCAAGUGGAGAGUGCUGCCACUCAAUGGGUUAACCAAUUCAGCUGCAGUGCACCCUGAAAGACAAAUUUGGCCAACAUUGUUCACAUUGUCGCUACCCGACUCACAAUUUUAGAUAACUCUCAUGACUAGUUACUAUUGUUCUACAAUCUUGGACAUAACUGGUUGAGACUAUUUUCCCCUUAUAGAAAAUUCACAUAUUUUUUAUGAUAAACUCCAUGUUCAAUCAUGUUGCGCUCCUUAGCCGUCACUCCCCCAACUCAAUGUUGAGCUUGUGUCAUGGUAUAUUACCAAAAGUUGUUUCGGUGUUGUUCACAACAUUGAACUGGGGGGGGGAGACAAAGGUUGUUUUGUCAAUGUUCAAUAACUUUGUAAUAUUGGUUGGAACAGUCUCAAGGGUUUUGCGGCUUUUGCCCAAGAUUGUAGUUGACAGAAACAUAGAAUAGGACAAAGGUAACUAAGUUUUAGAAUUCUGUGUAAGAAUUAUUCACUCAUGUAGAUAAUUAUUCUGAAGUUUAGUUACUUUUGUUUUAUUCUAUGCUUCUGUAAACUAGAACAAUAAUAACUAUACAUGUGAGUUUUCAAAAGUUGUGAAUUUAGAAACAAAUGUUGGCCAAAUUUGUCUUUGCCCCCUACAGUACAUUACUUUACUCUGUCUGAUGCCAGAUGAUUUUUAUCCAUCAGGGGGUAGCAUGCAAAGCAGAUGUUAAACAGCAGGUCAUUGUUGUUUGUUAAAGGGUUAACUAGACACAUAGGAAGAUCAACCCAUUGAGCACCAACACUCUCUACUUGAUGAGUAAAAUCAUCUGGCAUUAGACAGAGUAAAAUAAUAUAGUAGGGUGCAAUGCAUCUUAAUGGGUUAAUUAACCCUUUAAGUGGCAAUGCGCCCAGAUGCACCCUACUUUAUUAUUUAACUAUGUCUAACGCAAGAUUAUUUUGCUCUGGCUAACGCCCCCCCUCCCCCCCGUCCCUCUUCCAAUACUAAUUGUAAGGGGAGGGGAUAAUCUAUUAAAAAGUUGAAUGCACCCUAUGCUAAUGUGGUCUACAAAAUUAUUUCACUCUGUCUAACGCCAGAUUAUUUUAGUCUGGCUAAUGCCAGACGAUUUUACUCCUAAAGGGGAGAGUGCUGACUCUCAAUGGGUUAAAGCUUUCGCCAUGAUUGUAGGACCGCCGAAUAUCUUACGCGAUUUAUUCAUUUCCAACCACCGCGCUUAACUGAAAAUUUCUCAACCACAGCUUUAUAUUCCAAUGACCUGUUUCCAUGAUUGCACAGAUACAGUCUAAACAUACCAGUUACCACAAAACAAUUGCAUAGUCCAAUUUUUCCAGUUAAACAAUUCGUUUGCCAGUAAAGAUGUCCAAACGCAAGUACUAUGAGCGACAAAUUAAAAUUUAUGCGGAUCUUCAGGCUCUUUGAAACAAAACAUAAAAUAGGUACACUAUGGCGUACGUAUCUUUAGCUCGACUCUGUAGUCCAAGUAACGCUUUUCGACUUGAAUUAAAUAGUACCGGCGUGGCCGCGUGGCGUGUGUAAAGUGAAAUACUUGUAAUUAAUUUAAUCGUUUUGCACUCUGAGUUUAGCAAAACGACCGUCAUUUGGGUCUGAACUGCCGGGAAAAAUCAAAAACAUUUCUAAUGUGUUUUUAAUCUUUUUUCAAGUAGUUGAGACACAAACCACGGCACAGUUAAUAUUGUAUUUGUAUCAUAUUGUGGAAUACGCACUCGACUUGUACAAUUGAACGAUUGAUUUAGCAAAACUUACCCAUUCAAUGGUCAUUUACACUGAUAAUUUUUUGUUGCGAGACUUUCGCAACAUAUGCAAAUUAAUAAGUUCUUUGUAGGUUUUUGCAUGGCGAUAAAACAUAUUAUAAUAAUACUUUGUGUUUGUGGAAACAUAUAGUACUUUUUGUUUGUUAUAAAUUUACGUGGUGUUUCCCACAAACAAAAAGUAUUAUAUAAUACCUUAUUGAAUUCUGAUCGUUUAAUUGGCUGUUUAUGGUCACGUGAUAUUGAAUAGAAAAUUCCAUUUUCCAAGAGUGCAAUGGAAUACGUUCCAUUGCACUCUCUGCGAGUGCAAUGGAAUAAAACGUAUAACAAUUGCACUCUUUGUGUUUUCGAUAAAUCGCAUCCUUCAAAAUGCUUCUCAUACGAAUCUAUUAGUCUAUUUUGGUAUUAUAUAAAACAAAUAAUGAAUGUUUUUUCGUGCAAUGGUGAUAAAUAUUUUCAUUCGGUGAAAGAUGGAAUGUUCCAUUCAACUCGGCUGUCGCCUCGUUAAAUGGAACAUUCCAUCUUUCCGCACCUCAUGAAAAUAUUCUUACCAUUGCACUCAUAAACAUUCAUUAUUUGUAUAUUAUAUGCAAAUUAGUGAUUACAUAUUGCUCCAAGUAGUUAACGAGAAAAGGAGAAUUUCGUCGCGCUAAAGUGGUCUCCAAUCAGUAUUGUUUAUGGGGCCGCGUGCUGGCUACAUUGGUUAAUCUUGCUUAUUUAUUAAGGUGUCGAUCCAGCCACACGUAUGAACGCCUGGGGACGAACAGUUGGUGUCACGUGCACAAUGUGUGGUAAUCACGUGCAAAAGUCAUACGGGUGUUUCCGACGUGACACAGCACCGGCGAAACUGGUUCAUCUCUUUACGCCUGGUAUGAACCGCAUCAAGAUAUGUCGACGAUGUCUGCCGUAUAAAAAACAAGCAGGGAAACCUGAACAAGAGAACAGGGUGGUAAAGCCCGGCUUAAUGUCCAUGCCUAAUAACCCCGAGGGAUUAAACCCAGGAACUAAUACCCCAAUAACAAUAGCUCCAUUACCUGACAAACCGGUUUCAGCCACGACCUUGAAUGCCAUCCACCGUAAGGUUACUGGGCAAGAAAGUACUGCUCGUGAAAACACCGCUCGUGUGAAUAUUAUUGCUAGUCACGUGAACAAUCCUGGUCUCAUGAACAAUCCUGCUGGCCUCGUGAACAAUGGCUCUGGUCAAAUGAACAAUAGCGCUGGUCACAUGAACAUAGAUUCCGCGCACGUGAACACUGAUUCUGUUCACGUGAUUGAUAUGACAGCUCCAGGCAUGCCAUCGGAAAUAGACUUAUCAGGAGAGUCAAGCAAAGGCUCGGCAAUAGAGUAUAUCAGAAAACUGGCGCUGAAUCUGAGGACCAAUUACAACGGGCAACAAGGAGACGGCAGCUUGGCGGGCAAUCAAGAUCUAGUGACCCCAGAGGAACAGAUUAUUAAAACACCAAUACUUGAACAUCUGUCCAACUUCACCCCUGUAACACCAUCAAUGAAUUUGGCAAAUGAAGUGACAACAAGUGUUAAUGUGCCUGGUGCUCAAUCAGCACAAUGGAAACCUGUUUUAAACCAAGUUAUACCAGUUAACCAACCGAUUACUCCUGAAAAUACAACAGGUUUUGUACAAAGAAGUGAAGGGAAUGUUAUACCAACCCCACCUUGGACCAGCUUACCUAUUGUUCUUACCUCCCGCGGCCAAGUACCACGUGGUUCAAAGAGUGCACCUAUACAAACCUUUGUUACAACGGCCAAUCAGAAAGAUCUAAAGUUACUUCCUGCAAUCAUGGUGCCAUCCCAGAGUGCAUUGCCGCGACAAGGUCCAGUCGUGCUCCAGAUUCAGCGUGUAAAGUUGGUACGCGACCGGCCGCCUGGAGAGAAGGCAGAGAGCAAAGGCAAGACAACAGAGGACAAAGGUAUGUGAGUUUAAAUAUUUUUAAGAACUGAAUAAUUCAUGUGGAAAGACAAAGAAAAUCACUACCUAUAUGUGAUAAAAAAAUCAUGUUCAUUUAAUCAUUUACAUAAACUUUAGCUUUCAUUUUCUCCGCUUAGACAACGUUUUAUUUUAAAAUUACUUUAACGCUCGCAGUUCGUGCUUUAUCAGAUAUGAAAUACUUGAGCUGUGCUCUCGCGUUUUAUACCUGAUAAGUGACAAAAUACUCCUGCUCGUGUUUUAAGUAGUACCAUGGAUUGUAAAAUAACUGGAUAGGAAACUUCCUGACGUCACAGUCUAAACCUAGUUGCAAUCUGUGACGUCACGUGUAUUGCCAAAGUUCUCAGCAUUUUUGUUCGGUUUCGCACCUGGAGAAAACCCACGACUUUCGGCAGAGCGUUGACUGAUUCUUUCCACAUGAGUCUAUAGCUUGUAUUUUUCAGUUAAUUGAAUCCCUCUCAAUGCAUUUUUAGAUCUAACCUGACCAAAAGAAUGUUUCUUUUCCAGGCAAACAAAAUGAAAUGGUUGAACAAUCUGAAAGUGGAUUCCGUAUAACAGACUUUGGUGGAUAUACUGGAAAUAUUUCAACCGGAAGCCAUCAACCACUACCUGAAGAAAUUUCGUCAACCGAAGUGGAAAAUUCUAUAAGUAAUUUUCUAUCGCAAGCUAAAGAAAUUUCACCUGCACAAGUGCAAACACCAACUCAUGGUAAUUUUCAAACCCUGACUGGUGAAAUUUCAUCUGCCCAAGUUGAGGCUUCUACUGUUGAUCUUGAGUCAAUAGCUGGCGAAAUGGUGUCGUGUGAUCAAGUGGGAACAUCUACUGAUGACAUUAAAAAAAUAACAGAAGAAAUCGCGUCUUUGAUUGAGGACGCGAGUGGAUAUACACAGGAUAAGGACGCGAACAUGGUGGAUGCAAUAGGACAUUUGGGUACAGAGCAAGACACAGAGCGUAUUGGACAAGACCAGUCUGAAAAAGCAUCAGAAACUUUGGAUAUUGUGGACCCCAAAAUCUUGGAAAGUGGUUUCCUUCAACCAAGUGAAGGUCUAGGAGACCAAAUACUUACAUCUGGAGGUCUGGGGAUCAGUUAUUCUCAGCACGAGCCUGCUGUCGUACUUUGUGGGUCAGCGGAUAUUACAAGCCAAGAUGCAACAAUGUAUCCAAGUGGAUAUGAGAUGAGUCUAGAUAGAGAUGGUGGUCAAGGAGGGAUACUUGGAGGUUCCACGAACAGUUGUGUGCGGAAUAUAUUUGAAAGUCAAAUUUCUGAAGAAUAUUUACCACAAGCGAAUGAUGAAAAAUUGAAUGAAAGAAGCAAGGUGAAUGACGUUGAUCUCGAAAAACUGAAUGAAAUGAACAAAUUGGAACAAGAAGCUGUCACGGAAUCUAUCAAAGACAGUGGUUUGUUGCCUGAAGAUGACCAUUCGGAGGAGAAAGAAUUGCCUGAUGUUCAUGAUGUAAAGAGCGCUUCUUCUGACGUCUCGGAGAGUAAAGAAAGUAAUUUGAGUGAAAACGAAUUGCAGGAUAUCGCAAGUCAAGAUGAGAAAUUGGAAGCAACGGGGGAAGAGUUUUCUAUGGAAAUGAAAGAAGAUGCUCCAAAAAUAGAAGAAAGAAAAGAAGACGUUGAGAAAGAAUCGUCACAGAAAGAUGGAAGUCAGGGAGAAGUCAGAAAAGAUAAAACUGAUUCAAAUACUACAACAAAAGCGAGCGAGAAACAAGCGAAAGCGAAAGAAAUAAGGACUAAAAUAGCCGCUGAAGAAAAAUCCAUUUCCUCUACUCUGGCAAUUGACGAGAAUAUUACAUUGGACCUGAGGCGAAGCCAAAGACGCACUGCAAGUCCAAGAAAACCGAGUCCAGGUAAGAGUCCGGCGAAACAAAUUGAACAAAAAGUUCAUGGGACACGACAGCAAAGGCAGAAACAAGCAGAACAUGGGGCGCAGAAGGAUAAGCCAGGACCACAGGCUGCGCAGAGGGGUAAGACGGAACGACAAGGAUCACAGAAGGAUGAAAAGGAACCUGAGGCAACCCAAGGGGUGAAAAGAAAGAGACAAGGUCGCGGGACAAAGCCAGCUAAAGUUCUAAAACAAUAAACAAGUAAACCAAAUUAAGAGUAGAGACGCAAAAUCGCGCAAAGCGUGUUGCCUUUUAACAUUGAAUAUUUUGCAGAUAUUCAGUAGAGUUCUAUUUGAACUAUGUCUAUGAAAGAUUUAAUUUCAUAUAUCUCAAUUUAAAGUUGAGUAUUACUACGAUAAAGAGAAUGCCAAGCACUUUGAUCUACUGCCGUCGUUCAGAAAGGGGGUUGGCUUUUUCAACACGAAUACAUCCUCCACGAAAAUUCAGUCUUCCCUAAAAAGCGUUUUCCACAUUCAGACAGCCUUUUGUGUCUGUUUAAUUAAUUUGAGCAAAAUUUAACUGAUGAGAUUUAAAACACGUUAAUUUUUAUUUGCUAUUGCGCGAUGAAAACAUGUUGAAUAAUUGAUGGAAAUCCAUAGAUUUUUCCCGUUAUAAGUCACUUUCUGAAAAGAACAGAGUGUUUGUACAUACACAGGUGGUAGAUAAGUGCUUGUUUGCGCAUUAUUCUGUAAUAUUUAUAUUUAUCCUAAAUAUUCCUCAAACGAGCUUGAUAUCUUUUUCUCGUUUGUUCGUGAAAUAUUGGAAUGCGACCAGUUUUGAUACGUUGUCACAUAUCUUAAAAAAGAGUUUCCAUUUUUUAGCCAAUAUUGAAACAUGUUAUGCUUGAGUUAGUAGUACAUGAGUGUCUUAUAAAUUAUAGUGGGACGUGACGUUGCUAUUCUUUUUUGUAAAUAUGCCAUUGGCUGUGUUUAGAAAUUAAAUACGUAAUAUAGUUUUGUGAAUGUUGAGUUUGAUUUUUUAUACUAACCAAAGGGGUCAAUUUACUUGAUUUUAUACUUAAAGAAAAUUUGCAAUGUUCUCUUGCCAAACUUCGUGCUGGCUACGCCCCAAGCCAAGUGUUAGUGGUGGACUUCUGUGUUGCACUGCAUCGAAUGCUCUGGAUGAACACAGUUAUAUAAACCAAAGCUAUCUUCACCACCAAGUAAGCACCAUUUCGGAUUUUCCACUGUAAACUCACAUUUUGUCGCAGACAUUCUUGCAUCGAUAUAAAAUGGAUAAACUGACGAUUGAUACAACACUGCCGUGCAAUUCGAACAAUGGUACCCUCGAAUGUUAACAUAAUCUACCUUCUUGCAUAUUCCAAACCCAUUGAACUUCAUGAUAUCAACAUCCGCUUUCGAACCUUGCAUAAAAUCUGUCUUUAUCGCUGUCAAAUUCUUAUCAAAAUCACAAGUGACGCGCCAUUUAAUUGAAUCGCUUUGUAUCGAUUCCAUGACAGCCUUACCGAGACGAUAUGAAAACCAGGAGUUUUUUACGAAAUUGUUCCGAAGUUUGCCAACAUUUUGGGGAAAAUCUGUGUAAAAUGGUUUUUGGUACAUUUUAUUAUGUUCUAAGCUGUAUGAUUGCAUUAAAGUCCACGAAAUGUUCGAAUCUUUUUCAAAAUCACAAAAAACUUUGAGCGUUUUAUUUUUGUCAUCAUGACUCGGGCGUAUAUCGUAGAUCCCCGGGAUGCGGGAUCCGUUGGCGUAGCCUCGGCACGAGGUUAUCCUGGUCUGGCAAUGUUCCCCGGUGUAGCCUGACGCACAUUUGUCACACUGUUUCCCUGUGAACCGCUCCGGGCAUUUGCACUUGAAACGAGCUCGGAUAUCUUCCGUUGGCGCACACGUGGCAUUAUUAUAACAUGGGUUUGAUGUUAGACAGCAAUUUAUUGAUGAUCUGCAUUGCCCCAUGGCAUCACAAUGUUCUUGCGGCUUCUGUU